Messenger RNA from Culex quinquefasciatus (southern house mosquito), 1339 nucleotides. RefSeq lists its product as uncharacterized. The coding region runs from base 28 to 1281 and encodes 417 amino acids. The transcript has a single exon. Lineage: Eukaryota; Metazoa; Arthropoda; Insecta; Diptera; Culicidae. The record is from RefSeq and is a predicted model, not a curated record.
CCGAUAGCAGUCGACCCAGCGCGAACCAUGGUAGUGAAACCGUCCGACCUUGGCCUGGUUAGCGCCGAUCUGGAACUAAUAGUCCGACGCGUCUUUGGCGAGUCCGUGCUUCACCACGCGAUCCAGCACGCCUGGAUCGAGCCGUUCGGUGGGAGUCCGGACGGCUUCUUGGCGGACCAUCUCGCGCUGAAGAUGCUCCUCACGCUGAAUGGAUCACGCAACGAGGAGCUUUCGCUGUUUGUGAAGGUGAUUCCGGCGGCGAACGCAACGCUGGCGGGGUAUUUGGUUGAGAUCGGGAGUUUUAGGAAGGAGGUCGCGCUUUGUGAGCAGAUUAUACCGAAGAUUGGACUGGCGAUUCCGGGGGAGAAGUUUGUUCCGAAGUAUUUGCUGACGAAGGAGGAUCGACUGAUCGUGAUGGAGAACGUGAAGCUGCAAGGGUACGAUAUCUUGAAGGGGAAUAGCGGACUGAUGGACUACGAUCACUUGAAGAAGGCGUUUGAAGCGUUGGCGCAUAUGCACGCGGGAUCGAUUCUUUUUGAAGAGCGGGAAUCAAAGGGGUUGCUGGAGCUGUAUCCGGAUGCGUUGAAGGAGAACGCCUGGACGGGGAUCGAGGGGAGCAUCCGGACCCGGGAUGUCGAGAAUGUGAUCGUGCUGUGGUGUGAGUUCUUCCGAGUGGUUGAACGGAACUCCGGUAGGCUUGCGGAGAUUAUAGCAGCGCUUCCCGGAGUGAUCCGGAGUCUGUAUGGAUACGUCAAAUCCUCCACUGUUUGGCGUAACGUCUUCUGUCACGGCGAUCUCUGGAACAACAAUGUGAUGUUCAAGCAUGGUUCCAGCGGUGAACCCGUAGGAUGUAUUCUCGUUGAUUUCCAGCUGUCCCGAUACACGCCUCCGGCGUACGAUCUCAGCCUACUUCUAUCGCUUACCACAAUGUACGAGUUCCGAUCCCAACAUAUGGACUCCCUAAUAGAUCACUACUACGAAGUAUUUGCGGGACAUCUAACUGCGAACGGAUUCGAUCCCGCAAGUAUCUACUCGAAGCAAACCUUUCUCGAGUGUUGCCGGUACUACCGUCUAGCCGGUCAAAUCCACGGCUGCAUCAUCGGUCCGGAAGUCAUGCUGGCGCAGUGUUACCUGGACGAGGUAUUUAUGUUGUCGGAGGACUGCGCCGGAUUCAUGCCACUCUCCAAGGUGAAGAUCUGUUUGAAGGCGUUCCAAGCGGAUGGGGCGUACCGGGAUCGGCUGCUGGACAUGAUUCAGGAGUUGCUUCCGAAUGCUGCUUAAGCUUAAAUAUCUUAAUAUCUAACCACACAAUAAAACUAGGGAUUUUAGUGAAACUAAA